Molecule: messenger RNA, 4080 nt
Organism: Carassius carassius (crucian carp)
Lineage: Eukaryota; Metazoa; Chordata; Actinopteri; Cypriniformes; Cyprinidae
Product: cell adhesion molecule 4-like
Exons: 9
Coding region: 1325-2584 (419 amino acids)
Biological process (GO): negative regulation of peptidyl-tyrosine phosphorylation; regulation of wound healing; regulation of Rac protein signal transduction
Cellular component (GO): cell-cell contact zone
Molecular function (GO): vascular endothelial growth factor receptor 2 binding
Source: RefSeq, a predicted model, not a curated record
UUGUGUCUGUGCACUUUCGAAAGAGGUUAUACAAACAUCAGGCAGAUUACUCAAGGAGUUUUGGACUACGAGGAAGAAAAGAAACAAGACUUGAAGGAAUCAGAGGAUCUUCCACCAAUGGACAGCUCAAGGAAAAGAGAGAAGGAGGAAAGGAAAGGAGAGAUGGAUUAACUUUUACUCAACCUUGGUGGAAGUAGGGGAAGUUGUGUGACGCUUUGGGGAAAAUCGAAUGGAAUCAGGCAGUACCUGAGGCACAGAUCUGAAGUUGUGCUCUCACACAGUGAAUAUCAGGCCUGCCAAUCACUGUGUGUGUGUGUUAGUGAGGAUCCCGGCUGUGCUCAGUAUCACGGUGUGCUUAGAACACUAGUAUGAUUGGCUGUUCUGAGCUUUAAGACACCUGCGCUCAUAGUGCUGUAACACAUAGCUCUUUGUUAGGGAUCAUUUUGGACUUCUGAGCCAGUUCUUCAAGUUCCUACUGCACAUGCUUUUCAGUGUUUUAGAGCAAAACCUUUUAAUAUUUCAUACAUAGAUGUGUGGUAUGCAAUCUCAACUUAAAUUCCAUGUCAGAUUAUAGAUUUGGAUAUAUGAUCGCCUGUCUGUACUUCCAUUGUUGCGUGCAGCCCUUCCUAAAGUCACGCAAAUGUGGUUGUUUAACUUCUUAAAGUUUAAAUACUCAUUUCAAAUCUGGUGAAAACAGUUGGCAGACUAGAUAGCGCAUUGAUUUAUGGUUGUUUCAGCGAGCCAGACUGUGUUUGCGGUAUCACAGUGUCGUUCUGGCACCGAGGUGCACGUCAUGACGAGGUGAAUCUCAGCAGGCUCUGCCUCAUCUCGAAAGAGAAAAACAAACUCGCAAAGGUGUGAGGAGAAAAACAAGAAUUUCAUAAGUGAAUGCUUUUGUGGGAUUCAAACCUGUGAUGUGGUUAGCCGGUUACCAGUUCAGAUAUAAAUACAACAGCCUUCUGCAUAACAAGUAUGAUAUCAUCUAAAAACGACUACUCAAUUAGUGUUCGCAACGUUCGAGUUUAGUCUUUGAGUGCUAAUAAGUGGUUUGAUGGCAAUUUCCACACGAUAGGAGUUUCUUUUUACUCUUGAAUGUGGAGGAUUAUUUUUAUUAGCUGCCUACGGUUGGUUGUUAUCACAUGUGAUAUUAGUUGCUUGAGGAUUGAAACGCAGCCGCUAAAGUGAUUUAGGUAACCCUGAGCUUAAAGAGCACUGGUGUUUAGUGUAGUAAUUUUGCUGUGGUUUCAGCUGUGUAGCGUGUGCUGAACUGUGCAGUCAUCAACCACAGAGGCCUCAUUGAUCAGCUACCGAGCCUCAGUACACAAUGAGACGAGGCCAGCGAUCUCUCCUCCUCUCCUCCACCCCGUCCCUUCUGCUGCGAUCCCUCGUUCUGCUCUCCGUCUGCCUGCGGGGGCAGGCCGUGCAGGCUGAGAACGUGACAGUGCUGGAGGGGGGGACGGCACAGAUCUCCUGUCGUCUCCAGAACUAUGAUGGCUCCAUCGUGGUCAUCCAGAAUCCACGCAGACAAACGCUAUUCUUCAAUGGAACACGAGCACUAAAAGACGACCGUUUUCAGAUGGUUCUUUUCACACAGCGCCUGGUGCGGAUCACGUUGACUAAUGUAAGCGUAUCUGACGAGGGUGGCUACUUCUGCCAGCUCUACACGGAUGACACACACCACCAGGUGGCGACGCUGUCGGUGGUGGUGCCCCCAGAGGUGCCAACGGUGGAGGUGAAGACAGAGGCAGUGGAGGGUGGAGAGGUGGAACUCACAUGUGUGUCCCCGCGGAGCAAACCACCAGCCACCCUGCGCUGGGUCAGAGAUCGCCGAGAAAUCGCAGGUGUGAUCUCUCAGCAGGAGAACGGCAAGACUGUGAGUGUUUCCAACACGAUCCGUAUCCCCGUGGAGAGGAAAGAUAAUGGAGCUGCGCUGAGCUGUGAGGCGUCUCACCCGGCACUCGUGGGGCAGAAGCGAGUUCGUCACUACAGCCUGGACGUUCACUUUGCUCCUACGGUGAAAAUCAUUCCCCCUCAGGGCAUCCUCCGAGAGGGAGACUCCCUCAGUCUUACCUGCUCUGUUACCGGCAACCCACUACCACGUGACAUCCAGUGGUCGCGAGUGAAUGACACUCUUCCUGAGAGGGCGGAGAAAACGGGAAACAUUCUCCAUUUGUCUCGCCUCAGCCAAUCACACAACGGCACCUACCUCUGUCAGGCGCAUAAUAAUUACGGCCGUGCAGCAGACCACUACACACUGCUGGUGUAUGUGUCUGUCCCUCCCAAAUCUCAUUCUGCCAUCGCUCACCCCAACCAUCCAUCCUCCAGCUUUACAAAGGAAUACCAAGACCCCGGGGCAGUGGUGGAAACCCACAGUGCCGUUCCGUAUGCAGUGAUCGGGGGCAUCCUGGCUGUGCUGGUCUUCACUGUCAUCUGUGUGCUCAUCGUCACCAUCUGGUGCUCCGUCCGACAGAAAGGUUCAUAUUUGACUCACGAGGCCAGUGGGUUGGAUGAACACGGUGAGGUUCAAGAGGCGUUCCUCAACGGUAACGAUGCCAGCCAGGGCAAGAAGGAGUACCUACUGUAGCGCCGCCCUAGUGGAGCUCUUCAGAAACACUGGACCGCUGCAGAGUGCACACCGCAACACACACUGUUCCAAAACAGACCCACACACCACCACUACGACAACCAGAGGGAAUCACAAUCGUGCCAUAUGAAGAUGGAGUGGGAAGGAGAGAACGGAGACAACAAUGGAGCGGGGUGGAGAGAGACGAGAGGAGAGGAUAAUUAUUAUGAUUGAAAGAGACCAUCACACACACUCUUUCUGUUUUUACUUGUGAGUACGAUAGACAACUAGCCAUAAUUGUAGGACCAGGAGAGAAAAGUGUCCAUUCAAAACAGGCCGAUCCAUAACCCAGGUGAAACGGCGUCGCUGUGGGAAGCCGCAAAGGGCUUAUGAGCUAUUGAAUGUCCCAAUGUGAGCAAAUUGAAAUUCCCUGCGUUUGCCAAAGCGUUCAGGCCUCAGAGACUGAGCUGGUAGACAAUAAAUCCACCAAUGACAGCUCUGAGAGCUCAGAGCCAUCCUCAUAAAGUAUUCAUCUGCGCUUUUCAUCCGGCAACUCCAUUAUCUGCUCACGUUGGCCAAAACCUGUUGAAAAGUUCCUCUCGUUUUGAUCCUCUCUCAAUGACUCUCCGUUUCCCGCUCUCCGAUGCUCCUUCCUCUCCCUCCACUAUCUCUCCACUAUUGUUUGUUAAUAAUUAAGGGAUUAGACAUGUUCUCUUUCAUGAGAAGAAUGAAUUGGAGCGGACCGCUCACUCUGACGCUGUAAAAAGAGGCUUAAUUAUUGCAAAGAGUCAUUGGAAACGUGAAACCGUGAGGAUCUCAACUUGGGUGAGAAAAAACAGGAAGGAGAUUGUUUGUAGAGAACAUGUCAGAAAUUUCAAUAUAUAUAUAUAUUUUCUUUUUCGUUUACUCUACACAGAAACGCUUACACAAUGAAACAUAUCUCUAAAGUCGUUAUUUGUAUGAAAAAUUCUACAAAGUUAAAUGAAUCUUUUAAGAAAAAGAAAAAAAAACACAUUUACUUUUGCGCGCAUUACCCAGCGAUGCUAUCGUACUAACACAGAAUAUUAGCUUAGAGGUGCAAAACUGAACAAACUACUGUUACGUCAUCUUUAAAAAACAAAAAAACAAGUCAAAAUUUUAAAAAAUUGAUAUUUCGUUUGUCUUUAAAAGAUAUCAGAGGUCUUAAGUGUUUUUAAUAAUUAUUAUUUGGACUAUUAUGAUCGUUGUUAUUAUUAUUAUUCUUACUGUUAUUAUAAUUGUAAAUGUUAUAAAUUGUAUACUUCCCAAGCUUUAGUUCUACCAGUAGAAACAGCCGUGUACCCACUUUUCUCUCUCCUCUUUCAUUCUCUUCUGUCCUUCUUGAUCCUCUUUGUGUCUUUCCUUCUAGUCGUCCGUCUCCUCUUCAUCUUUCACUUCCUGUUUAUUUUGUAGUCUUUGCGUCGCUGUUGAUAUAGCUAACUGUACAUCUUUAUAGGGGAAAGAUACCAAGCACGACAAAAUAAAAAAUACUUAAAGAC